CCCCGCUUCGAUUCAAUCAUCGAAUGUUUCACAGACAAUCUCUUCUCGAAUCCUGUCGUGUUGAUAACUCUUGUGAAUUCCAUCUCUCCUCACAGCGAUUGCGUGAGUGGCAUUUCCGCACGGAUUGUUCAGCUACAAAGACAACCAUGGCCGCCACGAUGAUGUCCCAUAUCGCAUGUGCGAAGCUCGGAGGAUUGCAAGCUCUGCCAACCCUUAACAAGUUGGCUGGUGGUCGGAUUGCAGGAACUCCGAGGUUGAUGACCUCCCUUGCCGGGCGUGUGCGUUGCGGCGUGGACAACGGUCAGGGUCAGGGUCCAUUGGCGGACGCCAAGGCUGUGGUGGACCAGCAGACGAAGAAGACCAUCACCAAGGACGACAUCAUGCGGAACCAGGAGAGCAACGAGUCGGAGAAGAAAUCGGUGUUCGGCACGGAGCCGACGUCGGGGUCCUUCUACCCACAUCCCGAGGUCGAGAGAAGGCCGGAGACGGGCGACAAGUCCUUCUUCAGCGUGUUUGCAUUUGACGGAGCCGCACCCGAGGUCAUCAACUGCCGUCUGGCAAUGCUGGGGUUCGUGUGGGCAGCGGUCGCGGAGAGGCUGACAGGGCAGACGGUGUUUCAGCAAGUGACGAAUGCCGGCCAGCCUGGUCUCUUCUACUUCCUGGCUGUGGUCCAGUUGUUCACGUACGCCUCCAUGGUGCCCAUCAUGAGCGGCGAGUCGACGGACGCGCGCAGCUUCGGCCCUUUCACGGCGAAGGCGGAGCGAUGGAACGGGCGCAUCGCCAUGCUGGGAUUCUUGGGCCUCGUCGUGACGGAGGCGUUCACCCACUCUGCCGUCUUCGGCAUGUAAAUUCGCCAUCCUGCGGGCGCGAUUCAAGAUCCUUCGUGGAUCCGGAAAGUUGUACAUAUGUGCGCGCGCACAUGUGAGUUAGCUGGUCGACGAUCAUUCACUUUCUCACUCAUCGACAUAGCGAUAGAAUGAGUUUGCCAGAUUGAAGUACCUAGAACAGCGUGGAAUCACGGCUGCUGCUGCUGCUGCCGCCCGUGGAGAGAACUUGUACAUUACUCCUUGAGUGUAAAGCGUGACCAACAGUUUGUAUAA
This is a messenger RNA of Physcomitrium patens, 1100 nucleotides long. RefSeq lists its product as uncharacterized. Lineage: Eukaryota; Viridiplantae; Streptophyta; Bryopsida; Funariales; Funariaceae. The record is from RefSeq and is a predicted model, not a curated record.